AUGAAGGAGACUUCGUCGGACAAUCGGUUGGGAGGGUCUGGUCGAGGUAAAUCGCAAUGGUACUUUGGUGUAAACGGGACGAAGGAAACAAAGGAUCGCUAUAGAGAAGCAGUUCGGAUGAAGGUCGAGAAAUGCAAUUGGCGAAAUGAGAAACCGAAUAAUGAUCCGCUCGCUUGGGCAGACACUGGGAAAAUAGCUCGAAACAAGACGCAAGGUGAAGGCUCGCACGGUGAGGAAAAGCUCGCAAAGAUCAGUGAAGGAAAAGCACGGACGGGAAAACGUGACGUCUGGAAGGAUGCGACAAGGAUGAAAAAUGAGGAAGGGAAGCAAAUCGGGGGAGGGACGCAGAGACGGUAG
Molecule: messenger RNA, 357 nt
Organism: Sporothrix schenckii 1099-18
Lineage: Eukaryota; Fungi; Ascomycota; Sordariomycetes; Ophiostomatales; Ophiostomataceae
Exons: 2
Coding region: 1-357 (118 amino acids)
Source: RefSeq, a predicted model, not a curated record